Molecule: messenger RNA, 1670 nt
Organism: Eurytemora carolleeae
Lineage: Eukaryota; Metazoa; Arthropoda; Copepoda; Calanoida; Temoridae
Product: probable serine/threonine-protein kinase samkC
Exons: 8
Coding region: 43-1596 (517 amino acids)
Source: RefSeq, a predicted model, not a curated record
GAAAGCUGCUAAACAUGAUAAAUAUUUCAGAUUUGUUUGAAGAUGAAUGAUUUAGUUCCGGAGACGCGGAGGUUCCAGAGACUAGCUGAUGCUAUCGGAGAGACCUUGGAGAGUGUUUGUAAUCUCAACGAAAAAGAGAGAACUCAGCUGCUGCUAGCCUGUGGAAUCUCUGAGGAUGAGAAAGAGGUGGAUAUUAAAGUAGAUAUUUCGGAACCUGAACCUGAAAAUGGGACUCAAGGUCAUACUAGUUCUGGGACCCGGAUACCAACUAAACGCAAGGUUUAUCCAGUACGGAGCUCCAGAGCCAAGACUAGAGUUCUGGGGCCUAUCCUGGAUACAACAGAGGAUACAGAUGAUGAUAUUCCUCUCCUUCAAACUAAAAAACAAGAACCUGAUGAUGAAAUUGAGAUUCUAAAUGUUGUUGCCAGUCCUUCCCGUUCAGACUCCUCCCGUCCCGGACCCUACCGUCCAUAUACCUCACCGCAACCUGGUCCCUCCCGUUCUUAUCUCUCUCCCAAACCUGGUCCCUCCCGUUCUUAUCCCUCCUCACAUUCUGGCCCCUCUCGUACUCAUCCCAUCCCGCAAUCUCCAGACAUUCCAUCUCCAUCACAACCAAGCUCUAGUUUUCUUCCUCCAAAGAAACGUCUCUCUAACUCAAUUCUUCCAGACUCACAAUCUCUGGGACAUAGCGCUCAAUCUCCGAUUCGCAACACCCAAUCUCCGAUACUCAACGUUCAAUCUGCGCAACUAGAGAGCCAAUCUCUGCUACACAAAAUCCAGUCUCCGCAUUUGCCUUCUGACAAUCAUGAUAACCUUCUAGAUAGUCCAUUAGGUCUGGAUGAGGAUCUGUACCAACUACCUGAUAUUCCUGAUCCAGUCAACCAAAACUCUUAUAAAGCGAGUAGAUCGAGUACUCCAAGUAUACGGGACGACUCUAAAUCUCCAGACCUUGAGAAUUACGACUCAGGACUGAAGGAGAAUACUGAGAUUGAAGAGCAUCUUCUGGAUUAUGUAUUCAAGAACAGUAAUAACCAGUUUAAUGAUAAGGAUAUUCUCAAGUGUUGGUUUGCCAACCCAUGCCGUCCUUUAUCCGAACAGUUAGACAGGUGUAAGAAGCUGGAAGAAUCUAAACUCGAGAAAAUCCCCGAGUUAAAAGUGGAGAACGAGGGCGAUUUUGAGAAUGAUUAUGAAACUAAUUUUGGAGAUAUAGAUCUGUAUUACGAGGCUCUGAGCAGUGUUGGAAAGUCAGCUAUGGAGGACCGUAUAUCCAUACUACCCAAUUUAGAGAGAUUGAGCUUAUUACUCUCAGCUGAGCCAAGGUUUAAACCGAAUCAGGGUUGGAUUCAGCUCCAGGUAUCGGAGAAGGGUUCUAAAUUCGGGAAUUUAUUUGUAUCUGAUGAAGAGAACCCCUCGACUCGUCAAAGUGUUUCGCCAGUAUCUGGGUUUGAACGGCUAAGAAGGACUUCUGGCAAGAAGAAGGUUAAGGACGUUUCUUCCUCCGGGGAGGAGUUUGAAUCUGAUAGUUCUGAUUGGGAGAAGAAGAAAGUAAACAAACCCUCCAGGGGACGAGGUCGAGGGAGGGGAAGAGGAAAAUAAUGAUGAAUUACGAACUGAAAACCAAUGAAAAUUAUGCUGUGAUACAAAUAUGAAUAAAAUCUUUGCAAUUUCAA